AUGUCUUCCACAUCUUCUGAACUUAACUACAUCGCUAAAUUGGACGAGCAAUAUCGAUGUUGUUGCGGAAAGUUGCACAUAACUGUACGUGUGCUUUGCUACAACUUGUUUUCUGUAAAUUCUUCAGAAAAAAUUUUCAUUACUUUUAUCUGAAAUUUCCUAAAAAAACACUUUAAAAGUAAUAUAAGCUUUGUGUAACGCCAAAUAAAAUAUUAUGUUUUAGACGGUAACCUAUAUUAUAACCUUCGUGUCGACAUUUUUUAUUGUUUCGAAUUUCAUGAUGAAGUUGUCCGGCUACUCGGAAACCGCUUGGGAUUGGGAGUUGUUGUUCUUAGUGGUAGAUUCGAUUGCUUCCGUAUCAUUGUUUUAUGGCGUAUUUGUACAAAAACCAGCGUUUAUUCAACCAUUUGUUGUACUGAGUGUAAGUUAGCUCUUUGCGUUUUACUUUUUAAUAGUUUUGUUUAAUGGCAGAUAAAAUAUAUUUAAUAUCUUUCGGAUGUAAGCGAGAAGAAGAAUAUAUAAAAAUAAAAUAUUUUUUGGUGACUUUAGGAGUUUUAAAUUAUUUACUUUUAGUCUUUAAGUUACUUGAAGAAAAGGAGGGGUAAAGUUUUUCUUACUUUUUUAAUACUGCAAAUCUUCAAGAUUGUUACCACGUCAUUUCUAAUAUUGUUGGCGACGUCCAUGGCCUCGGCAGCUUUAGAUCCGAACUCAUACUCGGGUCAAGAUUUAGAACUGGAAAUGCAUAAACGUCUAUCCGACGCUGCACAUCAACUUUCACUGCAGUUCAAAAGUGGUAAGGACUUAUAAUAUUGUUUUGGUUUUUAACAACGUAAUAUUUUUUAAUUUAACUUAUUUUUAGUCGUAUCUUUGGUAGCAUCUGUUUGUUUUGUGUUUGUUUUACUAUCAGCUAUGGCUCAUUGUUGGUAUGUUUACGUGGCUGUGAAGUGCGCCCAGUAUUUUCGUCAACUUAAAAAGUUGGACGACGUUGUUUCGCCUGAUUCAGUUUUGGCUAAAUCUACAUAA
Molecule: messenger RNA, 1023 nt
Organism: Bursaphelenchus okinawaensis
Lineage: Eukaryota; Metazoa; Nematoda; Chromadorea; Rhabditida; Aphelenchoididae
Source: the annotation of a GenBank genome assembly